Molecule: messenger RNA, 1377 nt
Organism: Python bivittatus (Burmese python)
Lineage: Eukaryota; Metazoa; Chordata; Lepidosauria; Squamata; Pythonidae
Source: RefSeq, a predicted model, not a curated record
AUGAUGGGAGCCAGAGGGCAGGCUGUUUCAGGGGAAGACGGCCCCAGUGUGUUACACCAGUGGUGUGUUCUGGCCCUCUGGGCUCAAGCCCUGACCCUCAUCAGUGGACCUACAGAGGCCGGGCUUUCAGCUGCUGCUGAUGAAUGCCAGCUCUACUCCUUCCUUCAAAACUCUCUGCUUCACAAUCAUUCCAUGGGUGGGGUAUACCUGGAUGAGAAAGGAGAUCUGACAGCUGACCUGGACAUUGUGCACUGGGUAGUUUUCCCCAACAAAUCUGUCAAGAGAGUGAAAUCUGGGAGUCCAGAAAAACAGGCAUCUCAGGAUUUUAAAUUUACCAUCGACCAAGUGGAAAUGCUGACCAAGCCUCCUUCCAGGUGUGUGGAACGCUGUUGUCCUGGAUUCCGGAAGGUGGGUCGGGAAGGGCAGCCCGUCUGCUGCUACGUUCUUCCUUCUGCGGAAGGAACCAUCUCCACCGUGGAAGAUGCUGAAAAAUGCACCAGAUGUCCAGCAGAUCAGCAUCCAAACAUCAACCAAGAUGACUGUAUACCUAAGAUUGAAACUUUCCUAUCCUAUCAAGAAAAUUUGGGGAUGAUCCUAUCUUCCCUCACCUUGUUCCUGUGUUUGGUAACAGGUUUAAUCUUGGGAAUCUUUAUUAAAUUCCAAGAAACUCCCAUAGUCAAAGCCAACAAUCAGGACCUCUCCUACAUCCUCCUCAUCUCCCUCCUGCUUUCCUUCUUGACCUCCUUCCUAUUUGUUGGCCGGCCAAGGAGAGCCACUUGCCUUCUCCAACAACCAGCAUUCAGCAACAUCUUCUCAAUUGCUAUUUCUACUGUCUUGGCCAAAACAGUCACAGUGGUGUUAGCCUUCUUGGCCACAAAACCAGGGAAUAAAGUGCAGAGAUGGCUGGGGAAGAGCCUGGCCAAUUCUAUCAUCCUUUCUUGCUCUGGUGUCCAAGUUGCCCUCUGCAGCAUCUGGUUGGGAAUUUCUCCCCCAUUCCCUGAGUCUGACAUGUUCUUACAAUCUGGGGAAAUCAUCCUGCAAUGUAAUGAAGGCUCUGUUGCCAUAUUCUACCUUGCCCUUGGCUACAUGGGCUUCCUGUCUGUCAUCUGCUUCACAGUAGCUUUCCUGGCCAGGAAUCUACCUGGGGGCUUCAAUGAAGCCAAGCUGAUCACCUUCAGCAUGCUGGUCUUCUGCAGCGUCUGGGUCUCCUUUGUGCCCACCUACCUGAGCACCAAGGGGAAGUAUAUGGUGGCCGUGCAGGUCUUCUCCAUCUUGGCCUCCAGUGCUGGCCUGUUGGGCUUCAUUUUCAUUCCCAAAUGUUACAUUCUUUUCCUAACACCAGAUCUGAAUACAAAAGAACAUUUGUUGUCAAAAUAA